AUGGAGAUAUGGAAUAAGGUAGAACCGUGGGAAUUGAAAUGUCCUGGGGAUUGCUCUUGGAUUUGGAGGAAGAUUCUUGGACUUAGAGACAUAGGGAGGGACAAGAUGAAAUUCAAAAUUGGUAAUGGCAUACUUGCUUCGCUUUGGUUUGUUAUUGGGCAUCCUCUUGGCCCUUUAGAGAGGAUUCUUGGUGAGAGGAUCGUUCAUGAAUCUAGAUUGAGCAGAUUAGCUAAGGUGGUUGAUAUUGUUGAUGGUGACACUUGGAGAUGGCCAUCAGCUUGCUCCUUAGCAUUGUCUGAUUUCAUGCAAGGCACGCUUGAUACUUUUCGACAGGAUUGUACUAGAGAAGAUGUCUUGCGUUGGGUGCAUGAUGUGCAUGGAGUCUUCUCUGUUCGGAGCGCUUGGGAGUCUCUUCGACCUUGUUGCCCUAGGGUGACCUGGUAUCACAUUGUAUGGUUCCCUAAAUGUAUUCCUCGUUAUGCAUUUAUUCUUUGGCUAGCAAUUCAAGGUGGCCUCUAUCCACAGACAAAGCUUCUUCGCUUUGGCUUGAUACAGUCUAUGCGAUGUGUACUGUGUGGUUGUUCAGGGGAGGAUCUAGACCAUCUUUUCUUUGCUUGCCCAUUUUCUGAGCAUGUUUGGCAAGCUUUGCAUUCUAUGCGAUGUGUACUGUGUGGUUGUUCAGGGGAGGAUCUAGACCAUCUUUUCUUUGCUUGCCCAUUUUCUGAGCAUGUUUGGCAAGCUUUGCAUCUCGGAACUGGGGAAAUAAAGGAGAAAGACACGCAUAAAGAUGCAGACCGCAGACGCAGCAACAAUUUUGCAAGAAUUAAUGAGGUUCCGUCAAUUCUCGAUGAUGUCGUUUAA
Messenger RNA from Olea europaea var. sylvestris, 861 nucleotides. RefSeq lists its product as uncharacterized. The record is from RefSeq and is a predicted model, not a curated record. Bases 1 to 861 code for a protein of 286 amino acids. The transcript is spliced from 4 exons. NCBI's taxonomy places the organism in Eukaryota, Viridiplantae, Streptophyta, Magnoliopsida, Lamiales, Oleaceae.